This is a messenger RNA of Anopheles bellator, 1512 nucleotides long. Its product is annotated as spondin-1-like. NCBI's taxonomy places the organism in Eukaryota, Metazoa, Arthropoda, Insecta, Diptera, Culicidae. Gene Ontology annotation, cellular component: extracellular matrix. The annotation marks the transcript as partial. Gene Ontology annotation, biological process: cell adhesion. The record is from RefSeq and is a predicted model, not a curated record. The transcript is spliced from 5 exons.
AUGAACUUUGUCGUCGUCGAUGGACGGCUCGGUCCGGAAGCGGAACAAAGCCGCACCCAUUUAAGCCUCGUCGGCAUCCGGUCGAUGCAGGUACCGCACAAAUUUUCCGGCUCCUUCCUGGCGGCAGAGAAUGAAGUUUUUGGAGCUUUCUGUGUUCUAUGGAGUAGAGAACCGAACGUAGAGUCGAACACACUUUACGACCAUCUCGCUGUCUCUCUUUCCCUCUCCCGGCAGAGUGACAAAAUCCGCACCAUCAUCAAGGCCCGGGGCAUCUCGUACCCGAAUGUGACCGGAAAAACAUUCGCCGUGUUUCGCGUCGACUCCAACCACCACCUGGUGUCGCUCGUGUCCAUGAUCGACCCGUCCCCCGACUGGAUCGUGGGGGUUUCGGGGCUCGAGCUAUGCCUGACCAACUGCUCGUGGAUCGAGAACAAGAUCCUGAACCUGUACCCGUGGGACGCCGGCACCGACAGUGGCCCGACGUACAUUGCGCCCGACCAGCCGACCAACCCGCCCGACGUGAUCCGGCGCAUCAAGUCCAACUUCCCGAACGACCCACGCUCCCCGUUCUACGAUCCGUCCGGCACGGAGAUGAAGCCACUGGCGCGGAUCUACCUCUCCCGGCAGCGGCUGUACGAGAAGAACUGCGAGGCGGACAACGAGGAGGAGAACGAGAGUAAGCAGGCGUGCGAGACGGAACCGUGGUCCGACUGGACCGACUGUAGCUCGCGGUGUGGCAAGGGCAAGCAGACGAGGCGCCGCGUCUACCGGCACCCGCUGAAGGCGAAGCAGGCGGAGUGCAAGAAGAAGCUUUUCGACCGCCGGCCGUGCGUCGGCACGGACCGGGACUGCGACUACAACAGCCAGGAGAUCGAGGAGGCCUACCAGAGCGACCCGGAGUGUGAGGUGACCGAGUGGGGCCCCUGGAGCGAGUGCAGCUCCCCGUGCGGCCGGGGCAACAGGACACGCUCGCGGAAGUACCGAAAGAAGGGUGCCCGGAAGAAGUGCGAACGGUUGCCGAACCCACCGCUCCUGCAGCAGACCGUGCCGUGCGACGAGGACUGCGGUGGUGACAUCUCGCAGCCCGUCCUCAGCUCCGAUAUCAAUCCCAAGUGCAAGAUGACGCAGUGGUCCGAGUGGAGUCCUUGCAGUGUGACGUGCGGGCUGGGCCGCAAGAUGCGCACCCGGAUGCCGAUCAACAAGAGUAUGAAGGUGCACCACAAGCGGUUCGUCAACUACUACAUGACCCGGCGCCGCGGACCGGCCCACGGGGACGAUGAGGACGACGAUGACGAGGAGCACGGCAGCGUCGAGGAUCACGGUGACGGCGAAGACAACGAUCUGCACAUCACCGACCAGAACGAUCCGUGCUACGGUGUGGAGACGGUCGAGGAGGUAACCUGCGGCCACGACUUGCCACCCUGCGACGGACUGUACGGUGUACCAGAACUGUGCUUCCUGGAGCCGAAACCGGGCAACUGUCGGGACUCGCAGACCCGCUGGUACUACGAU